UUAGAGCCAAGCAGGAGAAUGCACAGUCCGUUUUGCAGAUUGACAAUGCCAGACUGGCAGCUAAUGACUUCAGGACCAAGUAUGAUAAUGAGAGGUCCUUGCGUCAGUUAGUGGAAAGUGACAUCAACAACCUUCGCCAGGUGCUGGAUGAACUGACUAUGUCCAGGGCGGACCUGGAGAUGCAGAUCGAGAGUCUCAGGGAGGAGCUGGCCUACCUGAAGAAGAAUCACGAGGAGGAGAUGCUUGCCUUGAGGGGUCAGACUGGUGGGGAUGUCAACGUGGAGAUGGACGCAGCUCCUGGUGUGGACCUGAGCCGCAUCCUGAACGAGAUGAGGGACCAGUAUGAGCAGAUGGCAGAGAAGAACCGCAGGGAUGUGGAGGCCUGGUUCCAGAGCAAGACCGAGGAGCUGAACAAAGAGGUGGCUUCUAACCAUGAGCUGAUACAGAGCGGCCGCAGCGAGGUGUCUGAGCUCCGCAGGGUGUUCCAGGGCCUGGAGAUCGAACUGCAGUCCCAGCUCAGCAUGAAAGCAUCCUUGGAGAACAGCCUAGAAGAGACCAAAGGCAGAUACUGCGUGCAGCUGUCCCAGAUCCAGGGUUUGAUCGGAAGCGUGGAGGAGCAGCUGGCUCAGCUGCGCUGCGAGAUGGAGCAGCAG
Molecule: messenger RNA, 653 nt
Organism: Rattus rattus (black rat)
Lineage: Eukaryota; Metazoa; Chordata; Mammalia; Rodentia; Muridae
Product: keratin, type I cytoskeletal 16-like
Exons: 5
Cellular component (GO): keratin filament
Molecular function (GO): structural molecule activity
Source: RefSeq, a predicted model, not a curated record